Molecule: messenger RNA, 668 nt
Organism: Spinacia oleracea (spinach)
Lineage: Eukaryota; Viridiplantae; Streptophyta; Magnoliopsida; Caryophyllales; Amaranthaceae
Exons: 3
Coding region: 123-608 (161 amino acids)
Source: RefSeq, a predicted model, not a curated record
UUCAAUCUGCAAAGUAGUUGAUAACAAUUAAUAUUGUUUUCUAGUUUGGUCAUGUUAUAUGCAUAUACUAUGUUGAUCAUAUGUGUUCUGGAUAAAAAAGAUAGUCAAAACUCAAAAGAAAAAUGGCAAAACUGUACAGAAUAUGCUCUUUACUAAUGGCUUCCCUCUUUCUUGCUUCCGCAUCUGUUCAGUUUAAUGAUUCAGAUUGGUAUUUCUGGGUUCCUCUGUAUUCUUGUGCUGCUUAUGUUAAUCUGAUAAACAGCUUAGCAAGUAGUGUUCCAACAAAGAGAGUUUCAGUAACAGGUAAAAUAACCCUCUACCUUGGGAUUUUCUUGCUAACUAAGGUUGUUUUGGAAGACUACUUUGGUGACAUGGUUGGGAUCUGGUCUCUUGAUAUGAGACAUAGGUUAGUUAGAGAGAAAUUUGGAAGUGGAUUAGUCAUUUCUUCCAUGAUUUUGCAAUUAUUAUCAUUGGAGGAGGAUCCUACAAAGAGGGGAAAUUUUACAGUCCGACCGCACGUCGAAUCUGGGAUGGUAAUUUUGGUCGGGAUCAGCUAUGGACUCUCCUUUGUCUUUAUGGUAGUUCAUGAAAAAGAGAUGAUGUUCUAAUCUAUCCAGCUAUUCAAGAUUGUGUCCCAGAUUUGAGAAAAUGAUGAUUUCCUUAAAAGA